AUGAGAGCAUCAAAAUUCACAAGCCUUUCAGUGGUGCGUGAGCUUGAUGUCCUCGAGAAAACAAGGGCAUCAAAGAUCAGAUUGCGCACAGGAUUCCCAAGCAGCAUAACUACUUGCCCCACAGAUGUAUUAGAAAUGAUACCUUGGGACGGAUGUAAAGCUAAGCAAAUUGCCUCUGCUCCAAGAACAGAAGAUUGUGUAGAAUCCACAACCCAAAGGGAAACAACGGCAGGACAAAUCCCAGCCAAGCUGUUCCUCAUCCUCUUCUACCUCCACCUCUUCCUCAUCUCAAUCUUGAUCAUCUUCCUCACCAUCCGAAGCCUCGUUUCCCCUUCAAGUUCAUACUACUUAUCCUACCCUCUUCAUUGGUACAUCCCACUCCUCACUUCCACCACAUGUUCUUCCAUUAUUGCACUCCUAUGGCAGCUCUUCACCCGCUGCAACCCAUCAAGAGCCAUAAAAACCGCAUUUUGGGUAAGCCCUUUAUUGACAUUGGCUGCCGGAAUCCUCCUAAUAGUCAUCGGCACCACCGGUAGCUUGGUAGCCGCUAUAGCUGCUAUCAUUUUUGCUCUUAUUCAAUCCCUCUACGCCUGCUGGAUCGUGCGCCGAAUUGAUCAUACAAUUAAGGCUUUAUCAAUCUCACUCAAAGCACCCACUUCAGGGAAGACCAAGUUCAUCUUUUUAUCGAUCCUCGUUAGUGCCAUUUACUCUUCUUUUGCCGUUGCCGGCAUCGGCGGCGCUACUGUUGGAACUGGGUCCCUCUUAAACGCCCUCUUCGUGUUCGCCAUUCUUGUUAGCUUGUCAUGGACAAUGCAAGUAAUUAGGAACAUCUCUCAUGUCUCAGUCUCGCGUGUUGGGUACCUCUACUUUGCUAAUGGGAUUGAAUUCAACAUAUCUGGGGCUUACCAUGACACGAUUAAGUACUCCAUCGGGAAUGUUUGUCUGGGUUCAGCUAUUGUCCCUGUUCUUGGGAUCAUAAGGGGCUCGGCGAGGUCAAUAAGCUUGGUUGCAGGGGACACGGAUGAGUUCCUCUUCUCUUGUGCCAAUUGCUAUUCAGGUGUUGCUGCAAGGCUUGUGGCUUACGGGAAUCGAUGGGGAUUCGUUCAUGUGGGCGUCUACAAUAAAGGUUUCGUGCGGGCAUCGAUGGAUACAUGGGAGAUGAUUAGACGAACAGGGUUGGAAUCUGUAAUUGACUCGGAUCUCACUGGAUCAUUCUGCUUCCUCUGUGGAGUUGCAGCGGGAUCGGCUUGUACCCUUGUGAGUGGGUCGGGGGCUCUCGCCAUGAGAAGCAGCUAUGCUAAUGAAGUCUCGAUUUAUGCCUUCUUGAUUGGUUAUUUCAUGUGUCGGAUUGCUAUGUCAUGGCCUCAAGCAUGCGUGUCAGCAUACUUUGUGGCAUACGCAGACAACCCACAGAGCCCUGGGUUCGAUUCAACAAUCCCAGAUCGCAUUAGAGAGCUGCAGCCGGUGGUGUAGAGCUUAAUGUACUUGGGAGGGUUCAAGAUUGCUCCUUGCUCUGCCUGUUCCAAAGGAAUCUAUGAUUCAAUGUGGUUCCUUCAUCAAAUAUAUAAUUCCUUUGUGAUGAAGGAUGGCAAAGGAGGAGAGAACGAAAAUGAGUGUCUUUAUGGGAGAAGACAAUAAAUUUGCCCCAAGCCUCAAUUUGUUUGCAUGUAAAGUUCACUUUUUAAGUUUUAUUGGAAAGGAUUGCAGCUCCUGUAGGUGAUUCAUACCCUUAUGGCCUUCAAUGAGCAGAAAAGGUAUAAAGGGUAUUUUCAUAAUGGAGAGGGUUCUCCAAGCGAGAGCCGAUCAAGUCCUCAUAUGAGAAUCUGAUCCAACCAACUCUGUGGUGGAUUCCAUUUCUGUGGAUCAGACUGUAGCCGGUACUCGUACAAGAACCUGAUCCACACUCUCUCCAAGCAGGGUAGUCUACAGUCUGUACCCUCUCACAUCGAUUUUUUAUUGUUCUUUUUUUCUAAACAAAAUAUAUAAUGAUCUCAUGUGAGGAGGCACAAUGUAUGCCUUAAGCUUAGAGAAUCUUUUCCUUUUCCCAUUCAUAAUCAUGCUUAUGAUGUCUAAUAUUGCACCAAAAAGGGAAAUCAUGUCUAAUAAGAUUUUUGAGAUUUUGUUUC
Molecule: messenger RNA, 2126 nt
Organism: Macadamia integrifolia
Lineage: Eukaryota; Viridiplantae; Streptophyta; Magnoliopsida; Proteales; Proteaceae
Product: protein PNS1-like
Exons: 3
Coding region: 1-1473 (490 amino acids)
Biological process (GO): transmembrane transport
Cellular component (GO): membrane
Molecular function (GO): transmembrane transporter activity
Source: RefSeq, a predicted model, not a curated record